This is a messenger RNA of Gigantopelta aegis, 1551 nucleotides long. RefSeq names its product hydroxyacid-oxoacid transhydrogenase, mitochondrial-like. Gene Ontology annotation, cellular component: mitochondrion. Bases 57 to 1451 code for a protein of 464 amino acids. The transcript has 14 exons. Gene Ontology annotation, molecular function: alcohol dehydrogenase (NAD+) activity; metal ion binding. Lineage: Eukaryota; Metazoa; Mollusca; Gastropoda; Neomphalida; Peltospiridae. The record is from RefSeq and is a predicted model, not a curated record.
AUCAAGGUUCGGGUUAAUCCGUAAAAGAAGUCAGUUGUUUGGGAUUGUGUUGAAACAUGAGUUUUAAAACCUCUGUUUUUAGAUGUGCCUCAUCAACAUGGGUAAAACAAUCACUGUCACACGUUAAGCAUCCUAACUAUGGUCUUUUCAGUACAUCUGCAGUUCACAAUGAAAAGGACUAUGCAUUUGAGAUGGCCUGUUCUAGUGUCCGAUAUGGGGAAGGAUGCACACAGGAAGUGGGCUUGGACUGUAAGAAUUUUGGUGCUAAGCAUGUGUGUGUGAUGACCGACAAGAAGUUGGCAGGCAUGUCGCCGGUACAGGUGGUGCUUGAGUCACUAGACAGACACAACGUCCCGUAUAAACUCUACGACCGGGUUCGAUGCGAGCCGUCAGAUCAAAGUUUUAAAGAAGCCAUUGAUUAUGCGAAGGAAGGCAACUUUGAUGUGUACCUUGCUGUGGGCGGGGGCUCUGUGAUUGACACUUGCAAGGCAGCCAAUCUCUACGCUUCUAACCCAUCAGCUGAAUUGCUGGACUACGUGAAUGCACCAAUAGGAAAAGGGCUACCAAUUACACACACUUUGAAGCCUUUAAUUGCUGUGACGACCACGGCUGGAACUGGGAGUGAGACCACCGGAACGGCUGUGUUCGACUUCCUCGAAAUGAGAGCAAAAACAGGUAUUUCUAAUCGAGCACUACGACCAACUCUUGGAAUUGUGGAUCCUCUUCACCUACGCACGAUGCCAGAGCGGGUUGCAGCUUACAGUGGAAUCGAUGUUUUGUGCCAUGCUUUGGAAUCGUUCACGGCCAUGCCUUUCUCUGAGCGCAUGCCACGCCCGGAAAACCCAAACAUGCGCCCCGCCUACCAGGGAUCAAACCCAGUGAGUGACAUUUGGUCAAAACAUGCCCUUCGAAUGACCGCAAAGUACCUCAAACGGGCUGUCUACCAACCAGAAGACUGGACAGCAAGGCGUGGGAUGCACUUCGCAGCUUCUUAUGCGGGUAUCGGUUUCGGAAAUGCUGGCACCCAUCUGUGUCACGGCAUGUGUUAUCCGAUCUCUGGUCUCAACAGGAAGUACUUCUCGCGUGACUAUAACGACGACCACCCACUCAUUCCUCACGGUCUGUCAGUGGUCAUCACGGCACCAGCUGUUUUCAUGUUCACGUCCAAAGCCUGUCCGGAGCGCCACCUGGAGGCAGCUGAAUGUCUAGGUGUAGAUGUAAGAAAUGUCAGGAAAGAGGAUGCUGGGAUGGUUUUGUCAGAGACGGUGAGAAAAAUCAUGGAUGACAUUGAAGUACCAAACGGACUGAAGGAUCUUGGGUACUCAACUGAGGACAUCCCUGACCUGGUGAAAGGAACAUUACCACAGCACCGUGUAACCAAACUGUGUCCACGACCAUUCGACGGUGAUGACAUUGCAGAGCUAUUGGAGAAAUCGAUGCGGGUUUAUUAAAUAACAUUUGUGGUAGUAGCAUACAAAAUUUAUGAAGCUUGUGUGGAAAUUGUUUUAUACCUCUUGCUUUCACUCAGGAAAUAAAAUAUUACCAAACUUG